Molecule: messenger RNA, 608 nt
Organism: Paramecium tetraurelia
Lineage: Eukaryota; Ciliophora; Oligohymenophorea; Peniculida; Parameciidae
Exons: 2
Source: RefSeq, a predicted model, not a curated record
AUUUUGCAAUAUUUAAUUUUAUGAAUAAUCGAGAAGAGGAGAAACAGACCCAAUAAGGAGACGAUACAGCUAAUAAUAACGAUGAGGAAUAGAGAAAAUAAUAUUUAUAGGAUUUGUAAAAACGAGUAAAAGAAUCUAGAAAACAACCUGAUUGCUUUGAAUGCUGUUUUGCAUAUUGGUUAUUUAUCUUAUUAGGAUUUGUGUUUAGACAACUCUUCUAAAAAAAAGUAGAUGAAACACCUGAGGGCUGCGAUUUCAUUGGAUUAAUUAUAUCAAUACUUUUGAUUGUGUUUUCAUUGUCUGCUUUUUGCAGAUUUAUAGAUGGCUUUUGCAUUUUAAUACCUUGCAAAAAUACUAGUUGCUUUCAUUUAUCUUUAAGAUUCCACGAUCUCAACAACCUUAUCAAUUUUUAGACAUGCAAAUGGGGUUUAAUUAUAUUGACCAUCAUAUGGCUACUCAAUUAUAGCUGCAUUGUAUUUUGGCCGAUGUUUAUCUUCCUAUUGAUAACUUGGAUAUUGGUAUUAGUAUGGAAGGCAAUGGAAAAUGAAUGAUAGAUUUAUUGAAUAAUAAUUUUAAAACCAAAAAGAAGCAAAAACGAUUUUUAAUAA